AUGAAUCAUCAGCAUUAAGCGAUAAAGAGGACUCAAUCCUGUGCAAAUAAGUAAGUCUUCUAGCUAGCUUCCCAAUCACAUACUAAUUAAAAUUUGAAUAGAGAGAUGCGAGGAAAUAAACUUGUAACUGGUAUAAAUUUAAUGCAGCCAGAUCAUGACGGCUAUGAGAGAAAAGAUAAUGGUGUGAGUAGAGAUUUGCAAGCAAUGGGUUUAAUUACUUAAGUAAGACAAGGAGAAGACACUCCUACUGUUGUUGGUCUCAGUGGAAAGCCUUUGAAUUACCAAGCCAAUUACUCUCCUAAUCAUAACAAAAAUGAUUUGGAAUACGAUAUGAAUAUGUAAAGAUAGAACAGCAGCAAACAGCCUGCUCUACUCAAGCCUUAAAGAUCGGAUGUUAUUGGUAGAAAGACAUUGGUCCUUGACUUAGAUGAGACACUGGUACAUUCCUCUUUUAAGGCGCCAAAGAAAGCUGAUAUUGUCUUGCCUGUUGAUAUCGAGGGAAGAACUUGCAAAGUAUUUGUCCUUGUGAGGCCAGGCUGUUUGCAGUUCCUAAAUGAAAUGGCCAAAUACUAUGAAGUUGUUAUUUUUACUGCAUCUUUGUCUAAAUAUGCUGACCCCCUUAUGGACAUUCUGGAUGAGUAGAAUGUUGCUCCACAAAGGCUAUUUAGAGAACACUGCACUUUUUAAAAUGGUAUCUUUGUAAAAGAUAUGGCUAAACUUGGCAGACCCAUGAAAGAUAUCAUCAUUAUUGACAAUUCACCUCAAAGCUAUUCCUUCCAACCAGAAAACGGCAUGCCAAUCUUAUCUUGGUACGAGGAAAGAAACGAUAACAAGCUUUUAGAAUUGAUUCCUGUUCUCAUUUAAUUAUCUUAAGUCCCGGACGUCAGACCAGUUCUUUUAGAGUGCUGUUCCAAAGAUAAUGUGUACUAAUGUGAUAAAUCCUUGAAGCUUUGCGACAGAAUCAUUCAGCAAGUUAAAGAAGAGCAAAGAGCAUAACAAUGGCAAGAAUAAUAAUAAUAGUAGCAGCAAUAAAGACAGUUUAAAGCAACUCAACCUCAGGAUUAAAUAACUCAGUAAUAAUAGUAGUAGUAAUCUCAUUUCAGAACCCCUAAAACAGCUGCUAAUACUAAUGAUCUGGAAAAUACAUAAGAAAUUUGUAGAAUUACUACAGAGGAUGGAGCUGGAAUAGAUGAUGAUGUAAAAAAAUUGAGAGGAAUCAGCUAAACUGUUAACCAAAAGGUGCAAGAAAAGAAUAUUAAGAUGUCUGAUGUCAGAUUAGCAAAUUAAUAAAAGGACUCAGUUAGAAAAAGCGCCAUGGUCCUACCAAUAGAUUUAAAUAAUCAGGUAAAAGAUGCGAGGAAGCAUCCAAUAAUUAAUUCUUGGGUAAACGGUACCGAAGAUAGUGAUAGAAAAUCAGUAAAAAGAAUUAAUGAGCUACAAACUCCUCAGACAGUACAACUAAUGCCUAAGUUUUCCUAAACUCCUCAAGUAUCGACUCAGAAAGGCAAAGAUCUUACAAAUUAAUAGUAAAGUUAUCAAUCAAUGGGCUAAGCUCUAAAGAAUGAGGCAAGAAAAGUAAUCAAUGGUGUUUAUAAAUCCUUAUUCUAGAACUAAGAUGAGGCAAAGAUGACUUCUGAUCAAUCAAGCAGAUAGAAUUCCCAACCCCAAACCAAGAAAAGACCUAAAACUUCAAGUAAAGAUAAAAAUAAAUUAGAGCAAAACAGUAGCAAUCAAAAGAUUAAAACCAAUGGAUCAAAGGAAAGAAACAUUUCAAAUACUGGAAAUGGCACUGCGAAUUCUAGUUCACAAAAAAAUUUCUCUCCAUUGUAAACUGAAAGUAGAAAGAAAUAAGUUAUGAUUAAUUCAACACAAAUUAGCAACCUAUAGCUUGACCUAUCAAAGACAAACGGAAUGUCAUAAACACCUUAAUAUUCUAGUUCAAAAAUCAAUUCUAUACCAUAGAAAGGAACAAGUGCAAGAGCUGGCCAUUCAAAGAUAAUGUCAAAUGCUAUCAUAAGUGCAUCCUAAAAUUUGGCAGAGAAAGAGAGGAAUAAAAAUGCAACAACUCAUAAUUCUAGUAGAAAUUCUGUAGAAAGACUAAGAGCAGAGAAGAAGAAUGAGGAAAUUACAGCAAGUAAUUCCAGUACUAAUGGCUUCUUAAAUCAUUUAAGAGCUCAAUCUGCUAAAAAGAAGCAAGUAUCUUAACCCAGAGAUCAAGAUAUGACAGGAGUUUUCAACAAUAACGUAACUCCUCAAUCUAAGAAUUUCACUGUGACUACAUUCUUGAGUAACUAUAAUAAGAAAAGCAGCACAACAUAGGACUCAAGUUAGCCAUCUUAGAAUUCUACUUCUAACUAGACUAAAUUGAUCCAUCAGCUAGAAACUCCACCAAGCAAAUCAUAACAUAGUCAUUUGAUGGGUAAAGUAUCAACCUAAUCACCCUCCAUUAUGAAUAAUAAAACUUACUCAAGUUCAAAAAAGACAAAGCAAAUAACAACUUCACAAAGCUAAAAACGAGUGCCAUCUAAUGAAAGCGUAAAACGUAAUCUAAACGAUAAUCUUAACACUCCAAACAGUGUAAGAACCAAUAAAGAAGCAGGCAAGAGUCCAGGCAAGAUAUUUAACUUUGACAAGAAUGCACAGUCCCCAACUUAACAUAGUAAUCAGCAAUAGGUUGGAGGCAGCUUGAACAGUAUAAGAGAAGAAGGAUACUCUACUUUGCUUAAGAAUGUGUCUUCUCAAUAACAAUUUAAAUCUAGCAAGAUAAAUACCUCACAGACUAGAAAGCCUGAAUCAGCUUAAUCAUCCAUAUCUUAGUCUCAUAACUUGCAACAGUAUGCCGAUAAAAAAAGUAAAUAUUUAAAUUUAAUCUUUGGUUCAGUUCAAAACAUGAAGGGAGUCAGAAUAGUCAACAAUAAUAACAACUCGAUGUCUAAUAAGUUUUAAGUUUCAACUACGAGUAACAACAUCAUAAAUGGGGCUAAUCAAUAGAACCAGUAAGAUAAGGAUGUGAGUGGCCAAUACUCUUAAAGUGCUAAAAAUGGGAAAAUCUAAAAUAUUCUAAGUGACUAUGAAAGAACCAAGAACUUUAACUAAGAACUUAUGAAGAACAUUGGUUCUCCAAAAGGUCCGAUAUUUGCAAGAGUAGGCGGAAAUGUACCGAAUAUAAAUCAGUAGCCUUAGUAACAACUUUCGUAAUACUAGCAGUAUGAAAAUUGA
Molecule: messenger RNA, 3219 nt
Organism: Stylonychia lemnae
Lineage: Eukaryota; Ciliophora; Spirotrichea; Sporadotrichida; Oxytrichidae
Source: the annotation of a GenBank genome assembly